This is a messenger RNA of Suillus plorans, 1704 nucleotides long. Its product is annotated as cytochrome P450. The coding region runs from base 1 to 1704 and encodes 567 amino acids. Lineage: Eukaryota; Fungi; Basidiomycota; Agaricomycetes; Boletales; Suillaceae. The transcript has 13 exons. The record is from RefSeq and is a predicted model, not a curated record. Gene Ontology annotation, molecular function: monooxygenase activity; heme binding; oxidoreductase activity, acting on paired donors, with incorporation or reduction of molecular oxygen.
AUGGAGGUAACUGACUUGAUGAAGAGACAACGAGGCAGGGUUGACUGCGAGCGCGGCGAUCAGGAUCUGGCGAUAGAUCCUGGCGUGGACGUACCGCCCAGUCUUGAUGAGUGUUGUUCCAAAAAGGAUCAACCGGCGGUUACGGCAUGGCCAGGCUGCAGGAUCGAAAUAUUCUGGCGCGCUCGGGCUACCGCCGAGCAUAAAGAUAAGAACGCGGCCCAUUCAAAUUAUCGGCCAUUAAUAUAUCUUUAUGCUUUUGGUCGGGACAUCCUCAUCGUCAAUGAGGCUAGUGCGGCCACGGACCUGUUGGAAACGAAGUCUACGCUUUAUGCCCGCCGUCCAACUUGGUCAAUGGUGGCUCUCACUGGACGGCAAGACAAUAUCGCAUUCAUGGAUCAUACUGACAGGCAGAAGAAGGCCCGGGUGAUCCUUCAAGCUGGUUUCAAUCCAAAGGCGCAAAGGUCUUGGGGCCCAGUCCUUGAAGAAGAGACUACCAGCUUAAUGCUGCAGAUGGCACAAUCUCCGGAGCUGUUUAAGCAGCAUAUUCGAAGGUAUCUUGGGUCUUUCAUUACUCGAUUUACAUACGGGACAAAAGUAGAAGAUCACGAACUCAAACUGGGGGACGAAAUUUCAGUUCACACUCAACAAGCUUUGCGGCCUGGACGCUGGCUUGCUGAUACUGUGCCUCUAGUAUUGUAUUUACCGGACUGGUUCCCUGGAAUGGCUUUCAAACCAUGGGCGAGGGAUGCUAGGACAAAGUUCAUGGAGUAUACUGCACGCCCUUUCCGACAGGCACGCAGUUCUGUCGUACGUUUAUAUGUUGUAUCGUAUCCUACUUAUAACGAACAUGACACGAAGCUCGACGGUACUGAGAUGCGGGGAAUGGUGCCCGACGCACUCAACGACAUCAUCGCAGGCACGUCAAAAUAUAAGGAGGAAGAGCUCAUCUCUGCAGCAUCAAGCAUCUAUACAGCCGCGAUAGAGACUACAUACGCGGUAUUCAUGGACUUUUUGAUAUUGAUGAUGGCGCACCAAGAUGUUCAAGAAAAGGCUUACCGAGAGAUUAUGAGCGUCACUGAGUCUACUAGACUGCCCCUGCUGUCUGACAUGGCUGCGUUGCCAUACGUCGAUGCGGUGAUAAGAGAAGUUCAUCGCUUUAAUCCCGUGACACCUAUGAUCCCAAGGUCGCCCAUGCAAACCGACUCGUACAAGGGCUACCGUAUUCCCAAAGAUACCUGGGUGAUGUUCAACAUAUGGGCAAUGACUCACGACGCGAGCAUCUACCGAGAUCCUCAUCAAUUUACGCCUGAGCGUCAUUUGCCUUUGGGGCAUGAAAGCAGCGCCAAGGAUCCCCGAGACUUCACGUUUGGAUUUGGAAAGAGAAUAUGCCCUGGAUUGAACCUUGCAAACGUACAGAUCUUCUUAUUCGUCAGUCAAUUUCUGGCUACUUUCGAAAUCAGACCGCCGUUGAAAGACGAUGGCAACGAAGAAGAGGUGGUCCUUGAAUAUACGUCGAGUUUUGUGAGUGUCGUAUCAUACCGCGUAGCGGAAAUGCGAUUCUAUAUUGAACCUCUUUUGCGGAUGAUGUGCACCCAACACCGCCUGAUUGGGCUAGGUAAGGCAGAUUUGGCAAUCAUUUCGUCAUCCAGCUUGUACAACGCGUACCGCUCGAGUGCCGGCAAGUCUGAAUGGAAAGGCAUAUGA